Amaranthus tricolor (Joseph's coat) is the source of this 1755-nucleotide messenger RNA. RefSeq lists its product as uncharacterized. The record is from RefSeq and is a predicted model, not a curated record. The transcript has 13 exons. Gene Ontology annotation, biological process: spliceosomal tri-snRNP complex assembly. The coding region runs from base 194 to 1375 and encodes 393 amino acids. Lineage: Eukaryota; Viridiplantae; Streptophyta; Magnoliopsida; Caryophyllales; Amaranthaceae.
GGCAUUUUUCGAUCUUUUAGUUUUUGGGUUGUAAAAGUAGGGCGUUCUUUCCUCGUAUCUCUAGACAAGCAGAAGAGACUUCUGGACUUUUUAAAGGUCCAAUAAUUUGGAAAAAAGUAUUAAAAAAAAAACUUGUAAAAAAUCCUAACACAUACCAUUUUGGAGCAAAAAAAAACUUCAGGGAAGUUCGAAAAUGGACUCAGAAAAGGCUUUAGAGCUAGUAAAACAUGGCUCAACUCUCCUUCUUCUUGGAGUUCCUCAAUACACUCUCAUUGGCAUUGACACUCAGGUUUUCUAUGCUGGACCUGAAUUCAAGGGUGUUAAGAUGAUUCCUCCUGGCAUUCACUUUGUAUUUUACAGUUCUUCAAAUAAAGAUGGGAAGGAGUUUUCACCAAUAGUUGGUUUCUUUAUUGAGACUUCCCCGUCUGAGGUCAUUGUUCGUAAAUGGGAUCUACAAGAGGAAAGACUGAUCAAAGUUUCCGAGGAAGAGGAAGAGAGAUAUGCUGAAGCUGUCAAGCGUUUUGAAUUUGAUAGGCAUCUUGGCCCUUACUCAUUAAGUGACUAUGGAGAUUGGAAAUAUUUGUCAUCUUGGAUCACGAAGGGUGUCAUUGAGCAUAUUGAACCAAUAGGAGGGGAAAUUACAGUGACAUGUGAAUCAAGCUUAGUUGGGAACACUCCGAAAACCACCACCGAGAAAGCUUUGGCUGAUCAAUUGAAGAACAGUAAAUUCGGUGGAGAAAUUGAAAGUUCCGAAAAGAAAGGAUGCUACUAUACGCCAAUUCCUCGUGUUAUCAAGCAGAAAGGAAUCUCUGGAGCAGAACUUACUUCCGUGAAUCUCGAUAAGAGUUAUAUUCUCGAGAACAUUCUAAUGAAAGAAUAUGAUGGAGUUGAAGAUAGACUACUCGGUGAGCUGCAAUUUGCAUUCAUUGCCUUUCUGAUGGGACAAUCACUUGACGGGUUUCUGCAAUGGAAAUCUUUGGUCAGUCUUCUUUUGGGAUGUACCGAAGCUCCUUUUCAUACGAGGACCCAGCUUUUUGUGAAGUUCAUCAGGUGCGUAUAUCAUCAGCUUAAGUAUGGAUUUCAAAGAGACCAUAAAAGAAACAGCGGCACAGAGAAGGAACCAUCAUUUUUUUUGGACGAUUCAUGGUUUUCUUCUGAUAGCUUUCUACAUCACCUUUGCAAGGAAUUCUUUUUGCUAGUUGAUGAGGCUUCAGUCGUUGAUGGAGAUCUUCUAACAUGGACUAGAAAACUUAAAGGAUUGCUCGAGAACACGUUAGGUUGGGAGUUCUCACGAAAACGUGCAGUGGACGGGAUAUAUUUUGAAGAUGAUGAUGAGUAUGCCCCUGUGGUUGAGAUGGUAGAUGAACCAUACUAGUUGAAUCAGGCGCUUCAUGUACCCAUCUCUUCACUGUCCGUCACAGGCUGAAAAGAUGGAUGUGUGAUACGAGGUUAGUUUUAUUGUACGAAACUAAGAUGGAACAUAAUUUCGGUUAGUUGCGCACUUUUAGAUGAACGAUUGUAUAUACAGCCCUGGAAUACUACAGUUCUUGACACAUGAAUCAGAGUGUUCUCUACUUAUAUGAGCAGUUUCAACUUCAUGUACCAUCUUUAAAUUUUGUUUCCUUUGUUUGAGCUUAGAGUGUGCUUGCAUGUUGCAAUGUAAUCUUUCUAAAAAAAACACGCAUAUUAAUGCACUAUUUAAUACAAUUAUCUCUACGUGUAUAUAAGUAAAAGUUGGAAGUACUAUUAGAAGUA